UUUGCGCUGCGACACAAAACCCCGUGCAUGUAGCUAGCAUGUAGCAUCCCCGGUAGCAUCAGUAACGAGCGACUUUUCUGGAUCUUGACAACAAUGCAAGGUUUACUGACGACCCUAUGACGAUGUGACAGCCAGCCGUGUCUCGGUGGUGUUGUGGAGCAGUGCAUGACCCGGCCGAAGGAGGUGGAGGAGGGCAGGCGGAGGGUCUGAGCUCUUGAGUCGGCGGCUGUCGGUGUCCGGGAUGGAGACCUGGACCCCCAAUCCCCGAGCCAAGCCUUUCAUCCCCCGCCAACAAAGAAGCUUGUACCUCACCUGGAAAUACAAACUAACCAACAAGAGGACGCUUCGUAGGUUCUGUCAGGCUGGCGCUGUUCUGUUUCUGCUGAUAACUGUCAUAGUCAACAUUAAACUCAUUUUGGACACAAGAAGAGUAGCUAAUGAAGACGCAGCCGCACAAGAUUAUGAGGACACCAUCCCCAACAUGGAGACACCACGCAGGCCGGCUAAUGGACGCAAGGUCCUGGACAUCGAGGUGUACUCCAGCCGCUCCAAGGUCUACAUGGCAGUGGACGGCACCACUGUGUUGGAGGAUGAUAUGCGGGAGCAGGGCAGAGGCAUCCAUGUGAUCGUUCUCAACCAGGCUACUGGUCAUGUGAUGGCCAAAAGGAUAUUUGACACCUACUCUCCUCACGAGGAUGAAGCCAUGAUCCUCUUCCUCAACAUGGUGACCCGGGGCCGAGUCCUCAUCUUCACCAUAAAGGAUGAGGGCACGUUCCACCUGAAGGAUGCUGCUAAGAACCUGCUGAAGAGUCUGGGCAGCCAGGUGUCCCUCACCCUCAGCUGGAGGGACAUGUGGACUCUGGUGGUGAAGAAAGGAGGUCAGGUGUAUGGAGAGAAGCACUCAAAGUCUCCAGCUCUGUCCACCUGGGGAGACCCGGUGCUGCUGAAGACCGAGGUGCAGCUCACCGCCUCUGAAGAGGCAGAGUGCCACUGGACAGACACCGAGCUGAACAAGAGGAGGAAGCUCUUUUGCAGCAAAGUGGAAGGAUACGGCAGCAUCUGCAGCUGCAAAGACCCGGCGCCCAUCGAGUUCAACCCUGACCCUCUGCCCAACAAUAACGUCUUCAAUGUCCCAGUGGCCGUCAUAGCAGGAAACAGACCCAACUACCUCUACAGGAUGCUGAGGUCGCUUCUUUCAGCGCAUGGCGUCAACCCGCAGGUGAUCACCGUCUUCAUCGACGGAUACUACGAGGAGCCGAUGGAUGUCGUCGAGCUGUUUGGACUGAAGGGAGUUCAGCACACACCCAUCAGCAUCAAGAAUGCCAGAGUGUCCCAGCACUACAAGGCGAGUCUGACUGCAACCUUCAACCUUCACCCAGAGGCCGACUAUGCCAUCGUCCUAGAAGAAGACCUAGACAUCUCCAUCGACUUCUUCAGUUUCCUGAGUCAGACCGUCCACCUGUUGGAUGAGGACGACAGCCUGUACUGUAUCUCAGCCUGGAACGACCAGGGCUAUGAGCACACAGCGGAGGACCCGGCCCUGCUGUACAGAGUUGAGAGCAUGCCCGGCCUAGGCUGGGUGCUGAAGAAGAGCCUCUACAAGGACGAACUGGAGCCAAAGUGGCCAACACCUGAAAAGCUGUGGGACUGGGACAUGUGGAUGCGAAUGCCGGAGCAGAGGAAAGGCCGAGAGUGCAUCAUCCCCGACGUGUCUCGCUCGUACCACUUUGGCAUCAUCGGCCUAAACAUGAACGGAUAUUUCCAUGAGGUGUACUUCAAGAAACACAAGUUCAACACUGUUCCCAAUGUGCAGCUGAAGAACGUUGACGGCUUAAAGAGAGAUGCUUAUGAAGUGGAGAUCCAAAGCCUGCUGAAGGAAGCGGAGGUGCUGGACCACACUAAGAACCCGUGUGAGGACUCGUUCCUGCCAGAUUCGGAGGGGAAGACCUACGUCAUGUUCAUAAAGAUGGAGACCGAGAUGGACACAUCCACCUGGACGGAGCUCGCCAAGUGCCUCCAUGUUUGGGACCUGGAUGUUCGGGGAUACCACAGAGGAAUGUGGCGGCUCUUCAGAAAAAGGAAUCAUGUCCUGGUGGUCGCCGUGCCAAUCUCCCCUUACUCUGUGAAGAAACCCGCCAGUGUCACUCCCAUUCACUUAGAGCCUCCGCCCAAAGAAGAGGGAGCACCAGUGGAGCAGAUGUAGACCGGAUGUUCUCACACAUACACACACACACACACACCUCGACCAGCCCAGGCCUUAACUCUUCUCCUCUCUCCACCAACAACCACUAAGAAUCCAGCCGGGGGACCCACAACUACAAAACAGACUUUUCCUAGGUGUUUAACUUGUGUACGAGAGGAUACCUGGGAAAUGGAGUCCUCAUUUUGUUUCCUUCUUGUAUUGAAAUGAAAGGGGGGAUUAACACUACAAACUACACUACUAUAUCCGUCCAACAGCUCGAGGAGAAACGACGAUGCUAAAAAAA
Sander lucioperca (pikeperch) is the source of this 2486-nucleotide messenger RNA. It is a transcript of the gene pomgnt1, whose product is annotated as protein O-linked mannose N-acetylglucosaminyltransferase 1 (beta 1,2-). Gene Ontology annotation, cellular component: Golgi membrane. Gene Ontology annotation, biological process: protein O-linked glycosylation via N-acetylgalactosamine. The record is from RefSeq and is a predicted model, not a curated record. Gene Ontology annotation, molecular function: beta-1,3-galactosyl-O-glycosyl-glycoprotein beta-1,3-N-acetylglucosaminyltransferase activity. The transcript has 22 exons. Bases 242 to 2203 code for a protein of 653 amino acids. Lineage: Eukaryota; Metazoa; Chordata; Actinopteri; Perciformes; Percidae.